Messenger RNA from Epinephelus fuscoguttatus (brown-marbled grouper), 1965 nucleotides. It is a transcript of the gene isl2a, whose product is annotated as ISL LIM homeobox 2a. The record is from RefSeq and is a predicted model, not a curated record. Bases 209 to 1471 code for a protein of 420 amino acids. Gene Ontology annotation, molecular function: cis-regulatory region sequence-specific DNA binding; DNA-binding transcription factor activity, RNA polymerase II-specific. Lineage: Eukaryota; Metazoa; Chordata; Actinopteri; Perciformes; Serranidae. Gene Ontology annotation, biological process: axonogenesis; positive regulation of transcription by RNA polymerase II; neuron fate specification. The transcript is spliced from 6 exons. Gene Ontology annotation, cellular component: nucleus.
GAUGCCAAAGGAAAUAACAACAGUAGUAUCUAAACUCACACAAAUUAAAGUCUCUCCAGUUGUACAGUGAGUUAACAGGGAAAUUGCUCUCAGUAAAGGGGAUGGGCCGGCAGCGCUGUGGGACAAAAAUACAGAAAAAACUACUCUCCCAGCCAGUCCAAAGAGUCAAGAGAAAAAAAACAGAGCAGGGGUCCAGGAGGAGAUUUGCAUGGCACCCUCUCCCCGGACCAACAGAGGUCCAGGUUUGCAGACGUCACUGGUCGAGGAUCUUUGUUUUCUCUCCACCUCUCGGUGGAGGAAUACAAGUUCAUCAUCCAGCCAGGGACGGGACGGUCUCCUCUGCCGCUCCUCUCCUCCAUCUAUCGGCUUGCACUGGGCUUAUUUCUCCUGUAUGGUGGAUAUCCUGCUCAACACUUCUUUCUUGGAUGAUAUGGGGGAUCAUUCAAAAAAGAAGUCGGGAAUCGCAAUGUGUGUGGGCUGUGGAAGUCAGAUACACGACCAGUACAUCCUGAGAGUCUCCCCGGACCUGGAAUGGCAUGCAGCCUGCCUCAAGUGUGCAGAGUGCAGCCAGUACCUGGACGAGACCUGCACUUGCUUCGUCCGAGACGGGAAGACUUACUGUAAAAGAGAUUAUGCAAGGUUAUUUGGCAUCAAAUGUGCAAAGUGUAACAUGGGCUUCUGCAGCAGCGACCUGGUGAUGAGAGCCCGGGACAAUGUGUAUCACAUGGAGUGUUUUCGGUGCUCGGUGUGCAGCCGUCACCUUCUGCCGGGGGACGAGUUCUCUCUGCGGGACGAUGAGCUGCUGUGUCGGGCGGAUCACGGCUUGCUGGUGGAGCGGGCCUCUGCAGGGAGCCCGCUCAGCCCGGGGAACAUACACACCAGAACGCUGCACAUCUCAGAACCGGUUUCGGUCCGGCAUCCUCCCCAUCACCGGAACCACGUCCACAAGCAGUCCGAGAAGACGACCCGGGUCCGGACGGUGCUGAACGAGAAGCAGCUCCACACCCUGCGGACCUGCUACAACGCCAACCCGCGACCGGACGCUCUGAUGAAGGAGCAGCUGGUGGAGAUGACCGGCCUGAGCCCCAGGGUGAUCCGGGUCUGGUUUCAGAACAAGCGCUGCAAAGACAAGAAGAGGUCGCUCCUGAUGAAGCAGCUUCAAUCACAGCAACACAGCGACAAAACCAAUCUGCAGGGCCUGACAGGCACACCUCUGGUGGCAGGCAGUCCCAUCCGGCACGACAACACCGUGCAGGGGAAUCCAGUGGAGGUGCAGACCUACCAGCCACCGUGGAAAACUCUCAGCGACUUCGCCCUGCAGAGCGACCUGGACCAGCCCGCCUUCCAACAGCUGGUGUCCUUCUCUGAGUCGGGCUCUCUGGGCAACUCCUCGGGCAGCGAUGUGACCUCCCUGUCGUCUCAGUUACCAGACACACCGAACAGCAUGGUGCCGAGUCCCGUCGACACGUGAAGAGGCCGCGAGGUCGAGCUGGAGCUCCUCGAGCGCGCACCCGCGUCCUCUGCAAGGGGGGGGACGCGCAGAGACCUCAGUGACAUUCAAUCAAAGAAAAAAAAAAAACGAAUUAAAGGACCCGGAUGGAUUUAUGCUCGAGGAUACAUUCAGGUGCCGACUGGAGGAAUUGGAGAUCUGACUAUUCCCUUUACAUUUAGGCAUUUGUAGCUCACUGUCUUGCUCAAGGACACUCCGGCAGGACACAGCUGUUGAUGGACAUUAUGGGCUCCUACAUAUGGGACCUUCUUACCAUGAUGCCAAUGCCUAAAGUGGCCAUAACGUGGUGAACAUGUUACGGGACGUCUGAAGGUUACAGUAUGUUUAUCAGGAACACAAACUGUGUACAUGUGCAUGAUUUCUAUGUUUCAAUAUCGACUCUUGUAAAUUAAUGAAACGGAUGAGAUGCGCAUUGUUGGCGUUUUCUCUCCAGAAAAUAAGUUAUUAUUAUUUAU